AUGAGGGCUACUCUGGUGGCCCAAGGGCUACGAGUGGACCCCCAUGGCGAAGUACCAUCUGGGCAGCCAGCUGGUGCGCCUUCUGUGCCCCCACCUGGAAUGCCACCUAUUGCUCCAGUCGGUGUUCCUCCCGAGCACCCAGCUAGGUUGGCGCAAGAUCCGUCAGCUGGCGUGCCUCCCAAGCACCCAGCUGGAGAUGGAGCCCCACCUAUGCCACAAGAUCGUGGAAAAGGGAAGGUUGACGACAACCUUACUCUGAAGUCAAAGAAGGCACAUCAGAACCCCAAAGACAAUCAGGGUCUGAGGCUAGCUAGCAUGGGUGAAGGCCCAGGAGCCCAAGGACACCGCCAAGGCACCAGUGCCCGUGGAGCCCAGGGUGUUCCGCCCAAGCUUGCCAAUAAGGGUCGCGCAAGGCCCGGAGGUGGGGUCCCCCAGGCACCUCGCCAUCCCCACAGGAACAAGGGUUGA
Humulus lupulus (European hop) is the source of this 468-nucleotide messenger RNA. RefSeq lists its product as uncharacterized. Bases 1 to 468 code for a protein of 155 amino acids. The transcript has a single exon. The record is from RefSeq and is a predicted model, not a curated record. Lineage: Eukaryota; Viridiplantae; Streptophyta; Magnoliopsida; Rosales; Cannabaceae.